AUGAUAAGAGAUUUAAACUUUGAAGAAGAUGCUAGGAAAGAAUAAGAAAUUAAACGAUUAUUAAUAGAGGAUGAGAUAGACUAUUGGAUAGGAAAUCCUGUAGUUUAAAUAAUCCAUGGAUAAUUGAUAUUGGACAAAGAUACAUAAAAUUCGUUAGUAUUUAAUGCAUCAAUUGAAGAUUUAAUAGUCUAGAGAAGAUAGAUUAUAUAAAAUGAUAAAGAGAGAAAUUAUAAUGCCCUUGUUGUUUUAGGGAUACAAAACUCUAAAAGUCCUUUAGAAAUAUGCGAAUUUUUCAAAGAACAGCAGCAUUCUACAAAUAUUACUGAAAUAAGAGUUAUAAAAACAACAUCAAACAUUAUUUAUGGGAUGAUAUUAUUUUUUUCAUCAUGUGAAAUUUGUAAUGAAUUUUUGAAUAAAAACUUUGGUUAAAGGUUUAAUACUAUAGAAGAAGAUGUAUGUAUUUUAAGACCAAUUAAAGCUAUUACAUUUAGCUUGGAUACCUAUGAUAUUAAAAAUGAGGAAGAGAGUUUACUUUUUUCAAGGCACAAUUCUAAAAGUAGUUGUUCAACAGCAAGCAUAAACACAAAUUCAAGUUCUUAAUAAAAUAGUAAUGUCAAUUAACCUUAAGCAUAAAACGCAUAAAGUAUUAUACCUUAAUAAUUGCCAACAAACACUUUAUCUCUUACAUAUAAUUUUAUGCAAACUGAUAAUAAUUAAGUAAUUAACUGUGCUAUAUGUCAGGAAUAAUUAUUAACUCAUUUAAAAGAUCAAGACUCGCCAAAAAAAUAAAUGAUAGGAGGAAAUAGCUUAUAGGAAGAGGAUGCAAAUUGUUCUAAUUUAUUAGAGCUCUCUCCUAAUAAAUAAAAUUCUUAAAAGAAAAAUAUAUAAGAUUAAAUUUUAAGUAUCAUGUGCGGACACUACUUUCACUCAGCUUGUUUAAGCAAAUGGCAGGAUUCAAUAUGCCCUCUAUGUAGAUAUCAUUAAUAACCUCCAGAGCUUAGCUAUUGUGAUGUUUGCAGAAGCUCUGAAGCUCUAUGGAUGUGCUUAGUUUGUGGAAGUAUUAAUUGUGGUAUGGAAUUCAUGACAUAAUCACAUGUAAAAAUGCAUUAUGAAGAGACUUAGCAUACAUAUUCCAUGGAAAUAGAAUCAAAGUUUGUUUAUGAUCAUUCUAGAGAUACAUUUGUUCAUAGAUUAAUGCAAAAUUUGGCAGAUGGUAAAAUAGUUGAAAUAGACUCAGCGAAUAUUAUGAAUGAUUAGCAAAAUAAUUAUGAGUAUGAAAAAGGGAAGAAGAGUUUAGACUCUUUAAAAGAAUAUGAAAUUCAAAUGAGUACUUGUCUUGAAGCCUAGAGAAAAGAAUAUUAAGCAAAACUAUAGGAAUUCAAAAGAUAAAAUACAAAAAAAUUAUAAGGUUAUGAGCAAAAAAAGGCAUAAUUGAUAUUCUCAAUAGAGUAAGAAAAAGAACUCUUAGCAUCUGAGGAAAAUCAAUUAAAAUUAGAAGAAGAAAAUCUUAACAAAUCAAAAUAAAUGUUUUUAGUUUUAAGUUAAAGAAAAAUUGAUUUAUAAAAAGAAGAAAAUACCCUUUCUUAAAAGCAUUAAUAGCUUGGGUUAAAAGACGAAUAGUAAGAAGAUAAUAUGAAGAAAAAGUUAUUAGCCAUUCAGCAAGAUAUCCAAGCUAAAAUACAGGAAAUAAAGGAUAUUGAAAAUCACUUAAAAGCAAAUAAAAAGCUGAAAGAAAUAGGAGAAGAUACUAGCAGUUCAGCUUUGCUAGUUCUGGGCUCAUCUAAAAAUAAUAGCAAAAAGAAAAAGAAAAAAUGA
Tetrahymena thermophila SB210 is the source of this 1815-nucleotide messenger RNA. RefSeq names its product Zn-finger in ubiquitin-hydrolase. The record is from RefSeq and is a predicted model, not a curated record. Gene Ontology annotation, molecular function: zinc ion binding; ubiquitin protein ligase activity. Gene Ontology annotation, cellular component: cytoplasm. The transcript is spliced from 5 exons. Gene Ontology annotation, biological process: Ras protein signal transduction; protein ubiquitination. NCBI's taxonomy places the organism in Eukaryota, Ciliophora, Oligohymenophorea, Hymenostomatida, Tetrahymenidae.